Macrosteles quadrilineatus (aster leafhopper) is the source of this 1882-nucleotide messenger RNA. RefSeq lists its product as uncharacterized. The coding region runs from base 147 to 473 and encodes 108 amino acids. The record is from RefSeq and is a predicted model, not a curated record. NCBI's taxonomy places the organism in Eukaryota, Metazoa, Arthropoda, Insecta, Hemiptera, Cicadellidae. The transcript has 6 exons.
UCCACACUCCCCGAUCCACAGUUCAGUUUCAGUUAUCGCUCCUUUCCAGUGUUGUACAUCUGAGUGGAUUUGUUCUGUUAGUUUUACCAGUUACACCUAGUGUGAAAAGUGUAUUCCUUUGUACGUGCAAGAAAACCAACUCUACAAUGGUUUCGAAUGUCAGGGGGUUAGCUGUCGCUCUUCUCUUUAUCCUGGUGGCAGUGGAGGCUAAAGACAUGCUGAAGAAGUCAAUUGUGUUUGACAAGAAGACACCAGGAGUAUUUUACUGUCCUCAGCACAAACCCACCGGUAUUGACAAAAUGAUCGUGAGAGCUCGACCACUAAACAAACUUUGUGAGUUUGACGGAGGUCCGAUCCCCGAGGAUUACAAGUCUGAUUGUUACCACGACGUUGACGAAACAGACUUUGCUUGCAAAGAGAAGGCCAGAAUCAUGAAGCGGAUCAAGAAGGAAGACCUAAAGGCCGAAGACUAGGAUAGGUCCGUCUUCACCCACCAGGCGGUGAGAGUGUCAAAGAUUCUGAGAAAUGGGUACAAAAAUACGACAAAUACAUCAAGAAGAAGAAACAUUGAAACUUAACCAAUUAUAGAGCUAAUUGUGAUAUAACUGUUAGUAAACACAAGGAAUAAUUACGUAUUACAAAAUUCAACGUAAAUUAUUUAAUUCGCCGUUAGACCUACUACCUAGUUGAAAUUUUGAUUUGUGGAAUAAAUUCCCAAACAUAAUUAAUUUGGAAUUAAACAGUUCUGAUGGUAUUUAGGCGAGUCGGUAGCGUCACGGAUUUCAAGCCCAAGGCAGUGAUGUCGUGGGUUUAGAUCCGCUUUGCUGUAUAUGUUCAACGCACCGUCCUUUUUGGUCCAUAUGGAUAGGCUAAUGCAAGGUAAAAGAGGCUACCAACCUUUUUUUUGAAGGUUACUUUUCAUAACAGAAUUAUUACUAGCUUACUCCAUCUUUUCAGCAGAUGGAGUCAAUUCGCCCUGAAGAUAGCACAAUGUAUCGAGGCCAAAAUGUUCACAUGCAUUAAUGUUCAUUCUGUUAUUAAUAAUCUGAAGACCACAACUUUAGUCCAUAACUUCAGUGAGAUAAUUUAUUCUUUAUACCAAACUUUCAACUUAAAUAUUGUACGGUAUUUUUACUGCAGUAAAAAAAAUCCAACAAUGUCAUACGACGGAAAUUAUAUACAUCAAUGUGAUUGUGUUCUUGUGUUUACUAAUAGUAACUACUAAUCGUUACUGAUAACCAAAAUAAUUAAUAGGUAUAUUUGUUGGUGUUUGGCCAAGUUUUUGUUUUGUUUUCUCGGGGUUUUUGACAUUAUAAACCUAAUCAAAACUAACAUAUAAACUGAAGAGUAACUUGUGCCGGAACAUUUGAGUGUAACAGGUUUUUCUUAGCCGACUAUAUUCAGUAUAUUCAACAGUGAACUAUCCCAUAGUAGGCCUGUUUUGCAUAGGUGCUGAGUGUACUUUUAACAUUUUCCUUGCUCUUAAAUAUAUUUGAUUCAUUACAAAUCAAACUUGGAUAUAAUGAAUAGUUAUUAGACAAAUUUCUUGGUGUGAUCAAGUUUUUCAAUCCCCAGUUACAGCUUUAAGUAAUAAAUGUGUAUGAAAGGUAAGGUAAGACUUUAGCAAAUGCUUAUAAGUAUUAAGGUGUUCUUGUAUGACUUUUUCUUCGGUUGUAUUUAUCACGGGUAGAUUAGCGUUUCUAUUAUUUUAAUUUCAGAUGAUAAACUUAGCAAAACUAGUAGUUAAACUACACAAUAAUAUUGUGCAAAUGAAUGUAACUUUAAAAUUAUUUGUUGUAGAAUAGGCUAUUUAUUUCAUGUAGGUACAUAGCAAAUUAUAUGAAAUUUUUUACAUUUUAGCUCAAAAGCGAAUAAAUAUUUU